Molecule: messenger RNA, 678 nt
Organism: Episyrphus balteatus (marmalade hoverfly)
Lineage: Eukaryota; Metazoa; Arthropoda; Insecta; Diptera; Syrphidae
Product: trypsin-7-like
Exons: 1
Coding region: 1-678 (225 amino acids)
Biological process (GO): proteolysis
Molecular function (GO): serine-type endopeptidase activity
Source: RefSeq, a predicted model, not a curated record
AUGAGCGUUAUGCGAAAAAUUCACAACGCUAGAAUUGAAGACUACCCUUAUCUCGUCUCGGUGCGCUUCAAAGACGAUCACAGAUGUGCUGGUUCAAUCUUAUCCGAAGACAAAUUACUAACAGCGGCACAUUGUGUUAAUCAUUUGCCAAUAGAACACUUGGGAGUUCGUGUUGGUUCUUCGAUACAUUUCGAAGGCGAAUACUUUCCACUUCGGAGUUUUGAAAUUCAUCCAUUAUACCAUUCGCCUAAACUAGAUUGUGACAUAGCCUUUCUGAAGCUCCAACGGAAUUUAACUUUUGGCCCCACUGUUCAACCAAUCGAACUGAAAGAAAGUCGUCCUCUUGAUGGAACCCGAGCUGCAUCACCUGGAUGGGGAAUUAUGAGAGAUGGUUUGUUCUAUCGGCCUGACAGAAUGAAAGUUCUAACAGUUCGUUUGAUCAGUCAAGAGGCUUGCUGGCGAAGCUACCCCAACGAAUUCAUAUCAAACCAGAUGAUUUGUGCGAGACCAAAUGAACUCGGAGAUGAUACCUGUCAAGCUACUCAAGGCGGUCCAUUGGUGGAGAAAUCAACUGGCAAGCAGAUUGGUGUCAUGUCUUGGGGUAUAAGUUGUACCCAACCAGAGUUGCCAAAUGUCUAUGCCUCCGUUCAUAAUUUAGUCACUUCAAGAUAUGUGUAA